AUGGCAAGGCAUGAAAUCUACAAUUUUAAGUCUAAUUCGUGGAGGGUUUGGGAUAUCAUUCCUAGUUUUUAUGAUAUAUCGUUUAAACGAGGCAUUUCAUUGAAGGGGAAUACUUACUUUCUUGCUCAUAAAGGGCAAGAUUUUGUAAUAUGUUUUGAUUUUACAACAGAGAUAUUUGGACCACGUCUGCAUUUGCCGCUUGAACUCAAUGAUGAUGUGAUUCUAUCUUGUGUUAGAGAAGAGCAGCUUGCGGUGCUUUUUGUUAGGUGUCGGGGUAGAUAUGAGUUGGCGAUAUGGAUUACAACUAAGAUUGAAUCCAAUGCUAUGUCGUGGAGCAAAUUCUUUAAAGUUGAUAUUCAACUCGUGCGUAAAUCUUACUUUCUAUCUCAGUUUAAAGUUCAAAGUUUCUUCCUUGAUAAAGAGAAGAAAAGAGCAGUUGUUUGUGGUAAAGGCUUACAUGGUAGGACAUCUAUCGUAGUUGGAGAAGAUGGGUGCUUCGAAAAAUUGGAUCUCAUAGAUGUGUUCUCUUCCCUUACGACUACCGGCUACCGCAAGUGUUGCGUAUUCCAUAUUCCAUCGCCCCCUGCCCCAAGAAUCCAAGGUGAUGAAUCUGCCAGUAGAAAGGCUGAGGUGUAUGUGUACAGAUUGCCAGAGUUCCUUAAUUAUCAUCACUACAAGAAAACACGCGAUUUGCGAUGGCAAGAUUUGUCGCUCUUCCCUCGCAAACUGUUGUUAGCGACGCAUUUGUGA
Camelina sativa (false flax) is the source of this 750-nucleotide messenger RNA. NCBI's taxonomy places the organism in Eukaryota, Viridiplantae, Streptophyta, Magnoliopsida, Brassicales, Brassicaceae. The record is from RefSeq and is a predicted model, not a curated record.